Messenger RNA from Prorocentrum cordatum, 786 nucleotides. NCBI's taxonomy places the organism in Eukaryota, Dinophyceae, Prorocentrales, Prorocentraceae. The record is from the annotation of a GenBank genome assembly.
AUGGCUGCAGAACCUGGACGCUCGCAAGACAACGCCGCCUCCCCCACCGAGCAGGGCGUCGCCAAGCUCGCCGCGGCACGGCGGACUGUGACAGAGUCCAGAGGUACGCUGAAGCUGGCCAACGGCAGCGACAUCGCGAAGCAGUUGACGGGCGUGGCCGACGCGCUCAACGCGAAGGCGCUCGACUCCGAGACCCGCACCUACAACUGGGCGUUCGAGCAGCAGGUGCUGGCCGAGGCGAGGGCCAAGGUCCGCGAGAAGUUGCAGGAGAGCGCAGACGCGGUCGACAGCGCCGCAGCCGUGAUCGUAGCCAUCCAGAACGAGGGCAAGCCCAAGCGCCGAAGUACAUCUUCGAGCAGCUGCUGGGCGCCUCGCGGGGUGCUGAGGAUCUCGGAGGUGGAAUCGAAAGCGUCCUCACUGGAGAUCAGGCUGCGCGAUGUACCAGUGAGCGACAGAGCGUCAGAGUCCCUGGCUGAGUGGCGCUUGACUCUCUCGCCCCUGUUCGCCCACGUCGAGCCGUCCAUGACCAGGCACAAGGUGCGGAACGGGCGGCUCUCGGUCAAGUUGGUGAAGACUAGGAAGUGGAUCAUGGAAGAAGGGCGUCAAAUAUUAGCUGCACGUUCGUCUUGGUCGGUCUGCUCAACGACCUUCUGGCUGCGCUGUGCCCUGUGUCCGUCGACUGCCGUGCAUCGUGUUCUCACUGUGGUGUCCGUCAAAGGCGAGCGACAAGGAGCGACGUUCACGCCGAGACGGAGCCGUACGGAAAGGUCGACGUACCUGCCCUGA